Messenger RNA from Sclerotinia sclerotiorum 1980 UF-70, 1005 nucleotides. RefSeq lists its product as hypothetical. Lineage: Eukaryota; Fungi; Ascomycota; Leotiomycetes; Helotiales; Sclerotiniaceae. Bases 1 to 1005 code for a protein of 334 amino acids. The record is from RefSeq and is a predicted model, not a curated record. The transcript has 2 exons. Gene Ontology annotation, cellular component: fungal-type vacuole; plasma membrane.
AUGACAAACUUAACUCAUUCCGAUGGCCAUGGAGCUGGCUACGGUAAUGUAACUUUGCUCAUGGACCCCCACCUAUGCACACUUGAUACUUGUGAUCUUUCGUUGUCAAGUUUUGAGUACCUGCCCAAUGUUGCUGGAAAUACCAUCUACGCCGUUUUGUUUGGGAUCUUUUUUAUUGCACAAUUGGGACUGGGGAUCAAGUUUAAAACAUGGGGAUACAUGGUUGCUAUGAUGUUUGGAUUGAUUUUAGAAAUCAUCGGUUACAUAGCCAGGAUUCUUAUUCAUAAUUCUCCUUUCGAUAACAACUACUUCCUAAUGUACCUCAUCUGUCUAACCAUCGCCCCUGCGUUCCUCACUGCGGCAAUCUACCUAUGUCUAUCUCGAAUCGUCAUCUUAUAUGGCCAAGAAAUCUCUCGCUUCAGACCAGGAACAUAUACCAUCAUCUUCUGCACCUGCGAUAUCAUCUCAUUAGUGCUUCAAGCCGUUGGUGGGGCCAUCGCUUCACUUGCCAAUACACUUAGUCAGAGUAACUUGGGAAAAAACAUCAUGUUAGCAGGUCUCGCCUUCCAAGUAUUUUCUCUCAUCCUCUUUACCAUUCUCUGCGCAGAUUUCACAUGGAGAGUUCACCGCGCAGAAGGUACCUGGAAUACUCGCUACAUCCAUCUCGUCUCUUCCUCACUCUUUAAAUCAUUCCUCGCCGGACUUUGCUUGGCGACUAUCACAAUCCUCAUCCGUUCCAUCUAUAGAUGUAUAGAACUAUCUGGCGGUUUCCAUGGUUCUCUUUUUGUGAGCCAUGAAGCGGAAUUUAUGGUCCUGGAAGGUGUUAUGAUUGUGUUAGCGACGGGAGCACUUACUUUAUUGCAUCCGGGAAUCGCUAUGAAAGGAGCUUGGAUGGAGGCAAAUUUUAAAUUUAGAAGUAAGAACCAAGGCGUGGGGCAUUUGAAGAGGGAGAGUGCCGGAAGCGAUGUUGAGAUGGGGAGUGGGAAGAUGUUUAUGAGGAAGUGA